Messenger RNA from Habropoda laboriosa, 2343 nucleotides. RefSeq names its product dynein assembly factor 5, axonemal (gene Dnaaf5). Gene Ontology annotation, molecular function: dynein intermediate chain binding. The annotation marks the transcript as partial. Gene Ontology annotation, cellular component: cytoplasm. Lineage: Eukaryota; Metazoa; Arthropoda; Insecta; Hymenoptera; Apidae. The transcript has 6 exons. The record is from RefSeq and is a predicted model, not a curated record. Gene Ontology annotation, biological process: cilium movement; inner dynein arm assembly; outer dynein arm assembly.
UUGAGAAUUUUAAAUGAUUCUGUAGAAAUUUGCCGUGAUCAAACAUUGGAAAUUAUGAAACAAUUUAUAGUUAAUUUAACACCGAAUGAUAGAUAUAUUAUGUACUUACUUCCAACUUUAUCCAAAAGAUUAGGUUCUUUUGAACAAAUAGAAACUUCAGAAGAAGUUCGAUUGAAGUGUGUUACAUUAUUAAAAAUAAUAAUAUUAAAAUACAAAAAUUUAUUGAUUUCAUACAUUGAUGAUUUAACAAAAAUUUUAACACAUACUGUAGCAGACAAUUAUCCACUUGUUAAACGAGAAAGUUGUGAUUGUAUAUCAGAGUUUGCAAACAAUUUGCCAAAUUACUUUUACUCACAAGCACAAAACUUAGUAAAACCAAUUUUAAAUAAUUUUACACACCAACAUUAUAGAGUUAGAAUUGCUUCCAUUAGAACAAUAGGGGAUGUGAUUCAAUAUGGAAAUAGUAAAUCUGUAGAAGAGGUGGCUACACCUUUAGCAGAAAAAUUAUUUGAUCAACAUGGACUUGUUAGAGCAGCUACUAUAGAAAUAGCAGGUUGUUGGCUUUUGAAACUAAGAGAUCGAUACAGUUGGUGGCACAAGAUUCUUCCACUGCUUUUAACAGGUCUUCAUGAUGAAUUAGAGAAUAUUAGGCAAAAAGCUGCAGACUUUUGGAAUGCUAUAGGACAACAAUAUAUAGCAGAAAAUCAAGAUAAUGAAAAAUUGAAAAAUACAGUGGAUUUUCUUACCAAAGAUCGUGACCAUUAUCCUAAUGUUAUCAGACCAAAUUUAGGUUGUCGUGUAAUAGCACAACAAUCCUUCAGUAAAUUGAUAAAUGGGAUCAGUUUGGAAUUAGGAGACUGGAUUGUAGACAUAAGGAUACGAACUGCACAAUUACUUUGUGUGUUUAUUUUACACAUAGAAGAAGAUGUAAUACAGCAUAUUGGAAAACUCCUUCCUCCUAUGUAUAAAGCCUGCAAUGAUGAAGAUAACAGAGUUGUAGAAAAUAUAGAAAAAGCAGCAGAAUAUUUAGGGUAUUUUGUGCCUCCACAAACCUACUGUCGUUUAAUAAUACCUACUCUUGAAGAGACUCCAUCUACAGGUCACUUGAAAGUAUUUUCUGCAAUUUUAAAAGGUAGCGAGCGUUGUAAGCUUCUUCCUUUAUUAGAAGAUAUUGGAAAAUUUAUACAACAACCACAUAUCUGUCAAAGUAAAAAGAGGAUAUACCAGAAACAAAUACUUUCUUGUUGUUCUUCUUUAAUUUCAACGUGCAAAGAGGAUUGUAAACUUAUAUCAAAGGAAUUGUUUCUAACAAUAUUCACUGUUCAAUCCAUGGCACAAGAAAAUUUGAUAAAAUUAAAAGCACAAGAAUUAUUAAAUAUUCUUGCUGAUAUUAAUUUGUUCAAUAAUAUUGAACAAUUCUAUCAUGAAAACAUCAGCACAUUAUUUUCAUUACUUUCUGAUUAUAAAUCAUGGUCUAUUCACAGCCCAGAAUGUCAAAUUUUUUGUGCAUGUUUAAUUUAUAUUAGACAUAUUUUGGCUUAUAAUAUGGAUACUAUUUUGCCAAUUUUAAAAGAAACUAUGACAAAUGAUACUGAUCCUGAAGUGAGAUUAAAAUAUUUUAUUUUAUUAUCAGAAUAUUUCUGUCAGGGGUCUUUGAAUGAAAUUAUAGACCUAAAAUUUUCAAAUCAAUUUUUGGAAAAUUGCAUACUUCCUGGAUUAAUUUGGAGAGCAGGACGGAGUGCUGAAGCUAUACGUACUGCUACAAUAUCUUGUCUAUGUAUUUUUUUAGAUAAAUAUGAAAAAGUCCUGAAUAUAGAGAAAACUCUAUAUCUUGGUGAACAAAAUAUUUCUUUAGUACUUGAUAAAAUAAUUCCUGUUUUAAUCAGCCUUGCAGAUGAUAAUUCAAAGAAAUGUAGAUUCUAUUCUUUGCGAGCAAUAUAUCUAAUAAUGUAUAUUAAGAAAAAAUUGGAUCAUCUCACAGAUGAAUAUAUACAUAAAAUAUAUCCCAUACUUUUGAAAAGACUAGAUGAUGGAUGUGACGAUGUUAGAAUAAUAUCAUUAGAAGCUUUAACCGAAGUGUGGAAUGCAAUACCUGAGAAUUAUGACAUAUACUUUAAUAAAGGACAUAUAGAUUCUUUAUAUACUACAACUAUAAUAUAUUUGGAUGAUCCAGAAGUUGAAUUUCAAAAUAUUGUAUUAGGUAGCUUGAAAGUAUUAGCAAAAAUACAUCCACAACUAUUAUAUGAGAAACUUCAAAAGUGUAAGACAAAUUUUAGAAACCAAAACAGUAUAGACAUAUUAAUAGAAUCCUGUCAACAUAUUUUAAGGAAUAAUGCAAAUUGA